CGGGGAGGGAAGGAGGGAGGGAGGGAGCAGCAGGUUGCCUUGGGAAGAAUCGCCGCGAAGAGGGCGGGGGAGCGGAGGCUUCCUCUCAGCCGCGCUCACAAGUUUCCCUGCCUGAGAAGUUUGCAGCCGUGCGCUGCUUCAGGAGGCGCGACAGGGUGUUGAGCCGCCGGCAGGAGGGAGGCGCGGGCGGGCAGCUGAAGAAGGGCGCUGCGGUGCGGAGCCGCCGAGGGAGCCUUCCGCGGGGUCGCAAGGGAGCUGCGUGAAGGGCGCCUGGCUGGCAUGGGCGGGACGCCACCCUCGGAAGCCAGCGCCUCCGCGUCGCCUCCUGAGCGUGCCGGCAGCCCGGAGCAGCCCUGAAGGGCGACGCCGCUGAACUUCGCAGCCCGAAGAGCUUCCCGGGGAGGUGUUGCGCCCGCUCUUUGCGUGGAGGAGGGCGCAGCAGCCCCCUCGGGACGGCGGCCAGACGCGGAGCCCUCUCCAAAGGGGAGCGCGGAGAGGCCCGCCGCGGGGUCGAUCAUUCUGUGCUGGAGGAAUCCCGGGCACUCCUUCCCCAUGGAGGGAGAGGAGGAGGAGCGGCGAGCUCGGCAAGCAGCGCGCGAGAGCGACGUUCACAGGGUGGAUGCUUAUGGGUUUGAAAGGCCAGCAGACUUUGACUACACCACAUAUGAAGAAUUCUUUUCUACCUAUCUAGUGGUACUCACCAGAAGAGCGAUUAAGUGGUCCAAGCUUUUAAAGGGAAAUAGCGGGGUACCAAAAAGUUUGAAAGUGAAACGCUAUAUCAGAAAAGGCAUUCCAAAUGAGCAUCGUGCUCUGGUCUGGAUGAUUGUGAGUGGUGCCCAGGCUCACAUGGAACAAAAUCCUGGAUACUACCAGAAAUUACUUGAAGGAGAAAAAAAUGACAAGUUGGUGGAAACAAUUAAGACAGACAUGAACAGAACAUUUCCAGAUAACAUAAGGUUCCGCAAAACUGCUGAUCCCUGUUUACAGAAGGCACUCUACAAUGUAUUAGUGGCCUAUGGGCAUCAUAAUAAAUCUGUGGGAUACUGUCAGGGCAUGAACUUCAUAGCUGGAUACCUGAUUCUUAUUACAAAAAAUGAAGAAGAGUCUUUUUGGUUGUUAGAUGCUCUUAUUGGACGGAUAUUACCUGAUUAUUAUAGUCCAGAAAUGCUGGGUUUGAAAACGGAUCAAGAAGUCCUGGGAGAACUGGUGAGAAUGAAAGUGCCAGCCAUCGCAGAAUUAAUGGAAAGACAUGGCAUCAUGUGGACUUUGGUGGUGUCCCGUUGGUUUAUCUGCUUGUUCAUUGACAUUCUUCCCGUAGAGACUGUACUUCGAAUUUGGGACUGCUUGUUUUAUGAGGGAUCAAAAAUAAUCUUUCGAGUGGCCUUAACAUUAAUUAAGCAACAUCAAGCUUUCAUUUUGGAAGCCACCAACUUCCCAGAUAUCUGUGAUAAGUUUAAGCAGAUCACCAAAGGGCCAUUUGUAACAGAAUGUCAUACUUUUAUGCAGAAAAUAUUUACAGAUCCUGGAAGUCUGAAGAUGGCUACCAUAGAGAAACUUCGAGAAACCAGUAGAGAGAAGUUGAUUGCUCAGAGAUAAAUGGGACAAUAUUUAUAAUGAACUACUGCAAAUAUGGACACAUUCCUUCACUUAAUUGCACUAAUGCAUGCACAGUUUCCACACAGUCACAGUGAGUGUGGACUGACACUUGACCAGUUCUUUCCAGCCUUUCAAAGUAAGUGUUGUAAACUGGAUAACUUGAUCAUUUUUUAAAAAAAAUUACUGUAUAAAUGAAAUGGGAUCAGUGUGGUUGUGAACUCUCGGGGAGUGGUCGGAUUCACUAUUGGAAUAAAUUUUUGUGAUGUUCAAGUGAAUAGACUUAUAAAUACUUAUGUUAAUG
This is a messenger RNA of Eublepharis macularius, 1897 nucleotides long. It is a transcript of the gene GRTP1, whose product is annotated as growth hormone regulated TBC protein 1. Bases 553 to 1596 code for a protein of 347 amino acids. The record is from RefSeq and is a predicted model, not a curated record. The transcript is spliced from 8 exons. NCBI's taxonomy places the organism in Eukaryota, Metazoa, Chordata, Lepidosauria, Squamata, Eublepharidae.